AUGUUCCGUCCGGCCUCGCGCGCCGUCGUGCGCGCCGCGUCGUCCACCUCCGCCCGAGCAGCACAGCGCAGACUCGUCAGCACCGCCCCGCCCACCCAGAAGUCGCGCAGCUGGAAGAGCUCUCUGGCCCGCUGGGGUCUGGCCGGCGCCGCCAUCUACUACUACAACACCGGCAAGGCCUUCGCCGACGAGCCCGACACCUUUGUGACGCCGCAGGCCACCGCUGCCGCCGCCGCUACCGCCAUCGAGGACGAGAACCUCCCCACCCUCGAGCAAGUCGCCGCCGAGCGCAGGAAGCGCGCCGAGGCCGAGGCCGCGCGGAAGAAGGCUGCAAAACAGGCUGCUGCUGAGGGCGCAGCGUCGUCGCCGGAGCAGCUGGAGGCCGAGGCCGACCAGCAGGGCGCCUUCAACCCGGAGACGGGCGAGAUCAACUGGGACUGCCCCUGCCUGGGUGGCAUGGCCCAUGGGCCGUGCGGCGAGCAGUUCAAGGCCGCUUUUAGCUGCUUCGUCUUCUCCAAGGAGGAGCCUAAGGGCAUGGAUUGCAUCGACAAGUUCAAGGGCAUGCAGGACUGCUUCAGGCAAUACCCGGAGAUCUACGGCGAGGAGCUGGAGGGUGACGAGGAGGAGGGCGCGCUUGCCCCUGAGGGUGUGGAUGCUGCGGUGGCUCAGGAUCUUGCGGAGACGACUGUCAAGGCUGUCGAGGAGGCGCCGAAGCCCGCGACCGAGAGCUAG
This is a messenger RNA of Lasiodiplodia theobromae, 732 nucleotides long. Its product is annotated as CHCH domain-containing protein. Gene Ontology annotation, cellular component: mitochondrial intermembrane space. The transcript has 3 exons. The coding region runs from base 1 to 732 and encodes 243 amino acids. Gene Ontology annotation, biological process: protein import into mitochondrial intermembrane space. Gene Ontology annotation, molecular function: protein-disulfide reductase activity. The record is from RefSeq and is a predicted model, not a curated record. Lineage: Eukaryota; Fungi; Ascomycota; Dothideomycetes; Botryosphaeriales; Botryosphaeriaceae.